Messenger RNA from Nematocida parisii ERTm1, 795 nucleotides. RefSeq lists its product as uncharacterized. The transcript has a single exon. Gene Ontology annotation, cellular component: nucleolar ribonuclease P complex; ribonuclease MRP complex. The record is from RefSeq and is a predicted model, not a curated record. The coding region runs from base 1 to 795 and encodes 264 amino acids. Gene Ontology annotation, biological process: tRNA 5'-leader removal. Lineage: Eukaryota; Fungi; Microsporidia.
AUGGAUGCACAAAUAUAUUCUAUAGAGUAUGCCAACGCUAGAGCAGCGGAAAUAAAGGAGAUAGAAGCAAGCAUCGCAGCUACAAAAAAGAACAAAAUGUUAUUCCAGACUCUCCCAUUUCACAAAAGAAGAAGAACUGCGUCUUUUGAUGAGAGGCGGCUGCCAAAAGAGUAUCGAAGGAGAGCAAGAACAAAAAGAAGACAGAUCAAGCAGAGUGUGAAAGAUCAGAAAAAUCUGUUGAAGGCGCACACGUGGUAUGCAAAGCGAUUUAAUAUGUACAAAAGAGGAAACAUGGCAGUGCCUUUUAAGAGACACUCAAAAAGUGAAGGGUUUAUUGCAAAGGCAUACAACACAAGAGGAGUACUUUGUGAUGUUUCAUGCAAUCAGGUCUAUAUUGGAGUAACACCCAUGCCAACACAGAUUAUAAUAGAUAAAGAAUAUAAUAGAUCAAUUAUAUGGUCAGGCGAGGACAUUAUAACUCAAGAUAGCAAAACGAUAAAUGGGUGUUUGAAGGGGAAAAGUAUUGUUAUUACAGAGUCUAAAGAAUGGGUAGAUUCAAAUAUUAUAUCUGCUCAGGAAAUAGAAAAUCUAUCGGUAUUUGAGGUGUUUGGAAAGCAGACGCUAUUUGCCAAAAGCGAAUUGGUGAAUUGUACAAAAGUAGAAGAUCUUAUAGACCCAGAAACUCCAUCGUAUAUAUCCAUGCGAGUAAAAAACAAGUCAUAUGUUAUUGUUUCGCGCAAGCACUGCAUGUGGCUGCUGCAGAAAAUGUGUUUGCUCUGGCAUUGUACCCUGUAG